GUUAUGCGUGCGCAGUGUAUUUACCGGUUGGUUGGAAAGUCGAUGCAACGUGUGACAGCAGUUAAACGGGUGUUUUCGUGGCUGUCGUGCAAUCAAUACCAAUAUCUGACAUCCCCAGGCCAUUUGCCAACAAUUAAUAAUUGUUCCAGUCAGAGGUCAUUUUCAUUUGCGUCGAGAGUCAUGUCCUACCAAGCUGUUGAACGAGGUCGUUUGAACACGACAGAUUAUCGUGUGUUUAUCACUGAUGGAGAAGGCAAGCCCGUCUCGCCCUUCCACGACAUUCCUCUCUACUCCAACCCAGAGACAAAGGAGUGCAACAUGGUGGUUGAAAUUCCGCGCUGGACAAACCACAAGAUGGAGAUCUGCAAAGAGGAACCCCUUAACCCUAUCAAGCAGGAUGUGAAGAAAGGCAAAAUCCGUUUUGUGAAGAAUUGCUUUCCCCACCAUGGAUACAUCUGGAACUACGGGGCCCUCCCUCAGACGUGGGAGGAUGUUGAGCACGAGGAACCAUCGACUGGUACUAAGGGAGAUAACGACCCACUCGAUGUAUGUGAGAUCGGACAGAAAGUGCAUAAAAGAGGCAGUAUAAUACAGGUGAAGAUCCUGGGAAUUAUGUGCCUUGUAGAUGAAGGGGAGACCGACUGGAAAGUCAUCUGCAUUGAUGUGACUGAUCCCUUGGCGCCGCAGCUCAAUGAUAUUGAUGAUGUAGAAAAACAUAUGCCAGGAUUUAUCAAGGCCACUAGAGAAUGGUUCACCAUCUAUAAAAUCCCAGAUGGAAAGCCAUCCAAUAAGUUCGCCUUCAACGGGGAGGCCAAAAACCGGGAUUUUGCCCUGAGGGUUUUGGAUGAGACACACGGGCAGUGGCAGAAGCUUGUCGGAGACGGGGUCUCCAACCGUGGAGAUCUAUGCUGUAAAAAUGUGAAUGUGGUUGGUAGUCCAUAUAAGAUUGAACCAAGUGAAACCAAAACCAUCAUUGAACAGGCUGCAGCUGUUGGGCCAGCUGAAUCCUUGCCAGACGACGUGGAUCUAUGGCACUACAUUCCUCCCUCAGCUUUGUGAGGAGUAUUCAAUUGUGACAUCUACAGCAUAUCUACACAAGAUGGCGGCAUAUAAUGUGAUCAUUGUGAACAUUUUUGUAACCAUAGAUGAACCAUGUACCGUAUCGCUUAUUUAGAUAAAAGAAUGAUUUGUUUUAAUGGAUAUAAAUUAUACUUAAUUGUGACUUUUUUUUUGCCAAUCAUAAGCAUUUAUUUAAACUUUAUUUAUGUGAUUAAACUUGGUCCUACAUGAAAAACCUAAAUUAUUUGGUGUGUUUUUUCUCACCUAGGGCUUCCUGGUUUUGGUUUUAGAAAUUAUAUGUUUAUAUUUGUUUGUUAAAUUGAGGCAAAUAUGAGUUAGGUUAAUCAUGCAUUUACUACUUAACCAUGAAUUCCCAUUGUUGCUCAAGUUAUGUGGACAUCAGAGGUAUAUCAGUUUUUCUUCGUCCAGUUGUGUUUUUUCACAUAUUUAAAUAUAUAUCUGUGUUAUUCACAUGAUGAUGUGCACCAUAUUUCUGUACCAUCCUUGUGUAUGAAAGUCUUAAACAAUCGCAAGUAUGCUGGAGCAAGUAACGCAAUAAAUACAAACCUUUUCUAGAUUUUUGUGUAUGGUGCUAGACCACUUGGUACACGAAAAAAUGUGUUUUGUUUAUCUGUGAAAAGUAAUUGAUGCCUUAUACAAUUCCAAUUUACUGUGUUAUGUUUAAAAUUCGAAAGAAUGAAGUUGUACAUCAGUAAGGUUUAAAAAGAAUCCUUUGUUUCUACUAACUCGAUCGACCCUUUUUUCCUGGUUUAUGAUUUUUUUGCAUUUCGAUCAAUUUUUGGAUUUUUCAAGUAGGUAGUUUCCGAAAUGAGUGAAUAUUUAUUAAGCCAGCGUAUUAAAGAUUGACCAUUAUUUAUUUAAAACUUUCUUCAAUACUCAUGUACCCUGAUAAAGGUUGGUUAAGUACAGAAUCCUGGUUCUCAAGAAAAUGUUAGGCCUACGUACCAGUCAUUGAAAUUAGACUUUUGGAUAAACAAGCCCGAAUUCAUAUACUAUAUAGUUUGGCUUCAAAUUUUUUAACAAGCCGUGCUAUAUAAAAUUCAGAAUUUGAGCAAGCUCGGAAGACAUUUUACCAGUGCAGGGCUUGCGGGCUUGCGUUAAUUUCGACCACUGACAAACCUUCAUGUACCCAAUUUUAUUUUUGAGAUGGUAGUGGAAACAAAGAACUUAUUUUUUGCCAAAUUGAAAUAUGGUAUUGAUACCUUAAUAUUGUUAAAUAGUGCUUUUCUUUCUUUUUCUUGGAAUAACUAAUUAUGUAAAGUGAUUGAACAAACUUCUAUAUCUGUUACUAGACUAUUACUACAUUGUGGGAUCAUUGUAAUACGUUAAUGAUUUAUUGUAAAAAUAAAUUCCUAACAAUG
Mya arenaria is the source of this 2441-nucleotide messenger RNA. RefSeq lists its product as uncharacterized. Bases 4 to 1059 code for a protein of 351 amino acids. The record is from RefSeq and is a predicted model, not a curated record. Gene Ontology annotation, molecular function: inorganic diphosphate phosphatase activity; magnesium ion binding. Gene Ontology annotation, biological process: phosphate-containing compound metabolic process. The transcript has 12 exons. Gene Ontology annotation, cellular component: cytoplasm. NCBI's taxonomy places the organism in Eukaryota, Metazoa, Mollusca, Bivalvia, Myida, Myidae.